CACGCUUCUUGCAUGCUCAUAGGAAAAAUGCAACCUCCCUGGUUCAGUUGAUUUUUAUUUGUAUUUCGCCUUGCAAUAAAAGAGUAUUAAAUAAUUCGAAUUUCGGCGCAACCUAGAAGUGUCCACGCCACUCGCCAUGAGUUUCAACCUGCAAAAAUGUCCCCACAUAGAGAGUGAGCAUUGUACGGACGUUGAUCUGAGAUUACUUAAGCCAACUAGCUGUCAUGCGUGCAACUAUACUGGGCUCAACCUCUGGAUUUGCUUAUACCGCGACUGUGGAUUCACUGGUUGCUCGGAGCAGGCGAAUGACCACAGCACUGAGCAUUUCCAGACACAUAAGCAUGGAGUUCACAUGAACAUCUCGUCGCAACGCGUUUGGUGCUACUAUUGUGAACGCGAGCUAUAUCUGAAGAACAGUAAGCGAACGGGGGCGCAGGAUAAACUGUUUAGCUGCUCUAUGAACUCAUUGUCUAAGCGGGAAGACAGCGUCAGUGAUGAUGCCACCGGCUCAGGAACGGGUCUCGUCGGAUUGCAAAACAUUGCGAAUACGUGCUACAUGAAUUCAGCCCUUCAAGCGUUGAGCAAUCUGUUGCCUUUAACGCACUAUUUUAUCAACUGCGGAGAGUUGGUUGAGCAUAUUGCCGAGCAAAGCGCGCCUCGCUGUAAACCAGCUGGACUAGCCAAAAGCUAUCUGCGUCUGAUGGAUGAUAUCUGGCAACAAACUGAUGAUCCCAAGGAGUUUAUUGCGCCACGUGGGAUUUUAUAUGGCAUUCGAUCUGUACAUCCGAUGUUUCGCGGCUAUCAACAGCACGACACUCAGGAGUUCUUGCGUUGUUUUAUGGAUCAGCUGCAUGAUGAGCUGACGGAGCAAAUUCAUGCUUUACAACAGAACGAUGAGAAGGCUGAAAGUACUGACGAUGAUAAGGACGAUGAUGCAACAAAUGCGUGCACCUCCAACACUCCAAACAACGCAUCCGCUUCGGAUAGUGAAUACGAUACCUGUGACAGCAGCCUUUCGGAUCGUUCAACGCGUACCAAUCAUGAUUCGGAAGUAUUUAUAAAAAGUGAAUACUACGUUUCCCCAUCUCGCUCCACCAAUAGUGCGUCCGAUAUGCCUUCUGUGCACCAAUCGCAGCAGCAACAGAAACAACGCCAAAAACCAACGUCAGAAAUAAAACCUGUGGACUCAGCACGAUCAAUAAUAAGUGAUAUUUUUGACGGUAAACUUCUGUCAUCGGUACAGUGCUUAACGUGCGAUCGCAUUUCGACACGAGAAGAGACAUUCCAGGAUCUAUCACUGCCAAUUCCCAACAGAGACUUUCUUAAUAUGCUCCACCAAACGCAUAGCUUGAGUGUGCAGAGCCUAAAUGCCGUAGAUAUGGCCCAGGCGCGUAACAACGAAGGUUGGCUGGCAUGGAUGUGGAAUAUGUUGCGUUCUUGGUUCUACGGGCCAUCGGUAACGCUUUACGAUUGUAUGGCCAGUUUCUUCAGUGCUGACGAACUAAAAGGCGACAACAUGUAUAGCUGCGAGCGAUGUAACAAGCUGCGCACAGGUAUAAAAUAUUCGCGUGUCUUAAACUUGCCCGAGGUUCUUUGCAUUCAUUUGAAACGUUUUCGUCACGACUUGUCGUACAGCUCAAAAAUAUCAUCCCAUGUUUACUUUCCAUUGGAAGGCUUUGAUAUGCGUCCAUAUUUGCACAAAGAUUGUAAAUCAAUGGUAGCAACAUAUAAUCUGUCGUCCGUCAUCUGUCAUCAUGGUACUGUCGGUGGUGGUCAUUACACUUGCUAUGCUCGGAACGCAUUGAAUGGCCGUUGGUAUGAGUUUGAUGAUCAAUUUGUAACAGAAGUAUCUCCGGAUAUUGUACAAAAUUGUCAGGCCUAUGUGCUCUUCUAUCAAAAACACAAUCCUCAUAUGAAAAUGCUCCGGGAGGAAGCCAUUACCUUGUGUAACUUAAAUCCACUACACCAUGCCGACAUACAAUUUUACGUGACGCGUGAAUGGCUCUCACGUCUAGCGACUUUCGCCGAGCCAGGCCCCAUCAAUAAUCGUGAAAUGUUAUGCCCACAUGGCGGCAUCUUACAUUCCAAGACAGCGCUCAUAAGCCAAAUUGCAGUGCCUAUUUCCCAGCCGCUUUGGGAUUUUUUGUUCAAAAAGUUUGGAGGCGGUCCUGCUGUCAACAUGAUGUUUGAGUGCGAGAUCUGUAGACGUGUAGCUGAAGCGCUUUCCCGUCGUCAGCUUUACGAAUUGACGGUGUUUACAAAAUACAAUGGACUACAGAGUGAACUGGACUCGUCUGCUAUAUAUGCCAUAGCAAUGCCCUGGCUGCGAAUGUGGCAGCAGUUCUCACGCGGCAUCACACACAAGGAGCCGGGACCCAUUGCCAAUGAGGGAAUCGCAGCGCCAGCGGAAACGAACUCAUUAAAUGGUUCGAUCGUUAGCUGCGUGCGUUUGGGCUCAGAUUAUGCACAGCUGAAUGCACCUUUGUGGCGUUUUCUGCACAGUAUCUAUGGUGGAGGCCCCGAGAUAAUGUUGCGAAGUGCGCUUUCAGACGACGAUGUAGACGAAAUUGAAAUUAUUGACCAAGACGAUGAGUCCAUUAGUGAGGAGGAACGAGAACAUAAUGCGAUCCCGACCACACGUAGCAAUCAAUCGGACACGGAAAGCAAUCUUGGGCGAAGCGCAACUCUACUACCAGAAACUCAGCCCAUAGACGCGCAGGUGCCUUCGAAUGCAACACAUUUUUCUAAAGCUUCAUCAGAUUCCAUCGUGGCAAGCUCUCCCAAUUCGAAACGCACACGUUCCAGUGGCCAAAAUUCAAGGAACAUAAAAGUAUCGGCACUACGCAUGAACAUGAGAAAGCGUGGCCGACGCAAUCGGAAUGCAUUUAAACAGCACGCGGAUAUGUUUGGAGCAAAAGGACACUACAACAGCAGCAAUCAGCAAUUAGUUUAUCAAGCCGAGAGUAUCAGUCCAUCUCAAGAGGAUAAGGACACGGCAGCAUUUUCAAAUGAAUACACCAUACCAUUCCAAAGCGAUAAUUUCCAAGUCAAUGGCGAUCGAGAUGCGACAAAGAUGCGAGAAAAAGGAAAAAUACGUAAUAGUAAUAAAGAAAAUGUCACGUUACAAAAAUUUGUAACAUUACGAGAACCCAGUGGGGCCAACGACGAGACUGAUAUAUGAUGAUCAAGAACGUGUACGAAUCGCCGCCGCAAUUUAGGCCAAAAUCAAAGUUUAGGCAUAAAAGACCGUUAGUAGUUUAUUACCUCAGUGUUUUUGGGGUGGAGGCUAUAUAAAAAUUAUGUAUAAAUUGUAUUUAUAAAAUUUAAUUGUGUUGAGUGCUACCGUCA
Scaptodrosophila lebanonensis is the source of this 3348-nucleotide messenger RNA. RefSeq names its product ubiquitin carboxyl-terminal hydrolase 20 (gene Usp20-33). The record is from RefSeq and is a predicted model, not a curated record. The transcript has 5 exons. Gene Ontology annotation, biological process: protein deubiquitination. The coding region runs from base 137 to 3181 and encodes 1014 amino acids. Gene Ontology annotation, molecular function: zinc ion binding; cysteine-type deubiquitinase activity. NCBI's taxonomy places the organism in Eukaryota, Metazoa, Arthropoda, Insecta, Diptera, Drosophilidae.